GCUAGGGUUUGCCUCUUUUCGUCGUUGCUGUUCGGCUUCGUUGCUUCGCAGGAGGUGCAGAGAUUUCACGCGUCGCUUCGUCGGCUCCUUCGUGCCGUUCGACUACGCUCUUUUGACGACUUUCCCUUACUGUCGGAUCGGAAGUUACGACAUUUUGAUCGGAAGCAACAACGGAGCUCGCUGGUUGUGAAGAUUUUCUUGAUUGAUUUCCAUUGCUAAAGUUGAUUCAAUCGAGCUAGGGGUGGGAUGGAGCAGAGGCUGGCUAAUACCUGGCAUAUGACCAUUAAUGAGAAGAAGUUCAUAGAGAGCGCUCUCAGUAAAAACAUCCGAGUUGAUGGCCGCAGUCCCGUCGAUUACCGCCAGCUUACUAUCAAGUUUGGAAGGGAAGAUGGUUCAUCGGAGGUUCAGCUUGGUGAGACACAUGUCAUUGGUCUUGUCAGUGGUCAAAUUGUCCAACCUUAUAGGGACAGGCCAAAUGAAGGGACGCUUGCAAUAUUUACUGAAUUUUCACCAAUGGCUGAUCCUGCUUUUGAGCCUGGGCGGCCUGGGGAGUUUGCAAUUGAACUUGGGCGAUUAAUAGAUCGUGGUCUGAGGGAAAGCAGGGCUGUGGAUAUGGAAUCCUUAUGCAUUGUUGCUGGGAAGUCAGUGUGGGCAAUACGUGUAGACCUUCACAUUCUUGACAAUGGAGGAAACCUCAUUGACACUGCCAAUAUUGCUGCUCUGGCUGCUCUCUUGACCUAUCGAAAGCCUGAAUGCACACUGGGAGGUGAAAAUGGUCAGGAUGUUGUUGUUCAUGAUCCUGAGGUCAGGGAACCACUUCCUUUGAUAAUACAUCAUAUGCCAGUUGCAGUAACGUUUGCUUUCUUCAAUGAAGGUGAUGCCAUGGUUAUCGAUCCAACUCACAAGGAAGAGGCUAUCAUGGGGGGUAGGAUGACCGCUACAUUGAACUCAAAUGGUGAUGUUUGUGCUGUGCAAAAGGCUGGAGGAGAUGGUGUCUCAUUAAGUGUGAUCACACAUUGUUUGCGGCUUGCAGCUUUAAAAGCUGUUGAUAUAACCAGUAAAAUUAAAAAUGCUGUAGAUUCAUACAACACUGCGAGAGCACUUCGGAAAGUAAAGCGCCAUAAUGCAUUGGUUGCACCUGAUAUUACUGUACCUGAUAGUGUCAUGAAGGGUAAUCAGAUUGGUCAGCUUGCAGAACAUCAAGCUCAAAAAUUCAAAGAGGAAUCCACAAAAACCUUUGAUACAGAAACUGUUGUUGGCAUUCCAAAAGAAACUGUUCUAUUUAAUAAAAAGAAUAUCAACUUCAUCAGAAAAGAUUCUGAUUCAUUUAUUGGCGGCCCUUCAAAUUGGGAUCCGUACUCUCAGAGUAUACCUCCAACUUUUGUCAGAAGUUCCCAGAUUUUUCCAGGAUCAUCAACAGUGGAUCACAAAAAAGAAGCAAGGACAAUGCUGAUCGAAUCAAAUUCUGAGGAAACAAAGAGCAAUAAUGCUUCUUCUGGGUUAUCCAGGACAUCAAGUAUGAGUCAGCAAAGAACUACACCAAAGAGUUUAAAAGAUGCUGUAAAGCCGAAAAGUGAAAGGAAAAAUAGACCGUCCCCUGCUAGUGCUGCGAAUUAAAUUGAUUUAUGGUUGG
This is a messenger RNA of Dendrobium catenatum, 1633 nucleotides long. Its product is annotated as exosome complex component RRP45B. Gene Ontology annotation, cellular component: nuclear exosome (RNase complex); cytoplasmic exosome (RNase complex). The record is from RefSeq and is a predicted model, not a curated record. Lineage: Eukaryota; Viridiplantae; Streptophyta; Magnoliopsida; Asparagales; Orchidaceae. The transcript is spliced from 10 exons. Gene Ontology annotation, biological process: U1 snRNA 3'-end processing; exonucleolytic trimming to generate mature 3'-end of 5.8S rRNA from tricistronic rRNA transcript (SSU-rRNA, 5.8S rRNA, LSU-rRNA); nuclear mRNA surveillance. The coding region runs from base 247 to 1617 and encodes 456 amino acids.